Messenger RNA from Drosophila kikkawai, 4333 nucleotides. RefSeq names its product Unconventional myosin ID (gene Myo31DF). Gene Ontology annotation, molecular function: ATP binding; actin filament binding; microfilament motor activity. Gene Ontology annotation, biological process: actin filament organization; vesicle transport along actin filament. Gene Ontology annotation, cellular component: microvillus; myosin complex; vesicle. The record is from RefSeq and is a predicted model, not a curated record. NCBI's taxonomy places the organism in Eukaryota, Metazoa, Arthropoda, Insecta, Diptera, Drosophilidae.
UCCCAGCACUCAGCACUCUCUUAAAAAACUUUGUCGAACGCGGUGGUUGCUGCUCCGAGUCCGCCGAAAUCGAAAUCCAGCUGAGCAAAAGCUAUCCAUCGGCUGCAUACCGGACGAGUUGUGGGAUCUCGAGGCAAGAUCGCAGCACGUCAAAAAUAAAUGUUUACCUCGGGCGGCGACGCGAAACUUGCGGUAUUUAGUGCGGCUAAGAGAGUGGUUCCUGAUCGCCGUGUUCUCCCCGUUCUUGUUCUGGUUUAAUUCCAAUUGGAAGAAGCCUUCAAUCCGGCGAAAAAUAUAUUUUUUUAUUAAUUCGGCGAGACGUUCUUCGUUUGAUUCCAAAUCCGAAACCGAUUCCGUCGUCGUGUCUGUUGUCACAGCGAAAAUUAUUCGUCGCAGCAGAGACCGAAAAUCGGUCCAUAAAACAUAAAAACCGCUGGCCAGCGACAGCAGCAACAAUAUAUACAUAUACAUAUAGUAAAUAUAUAUUUAAAAUUCGGAACGAGACGCGAAAGGCAAGGCAAACCGAACAAGCAAAACAAAAGCCAAGUGAACGUGCUGCUUCUUCACCUCGUUUCUUCGACACAUUCUGGAUCGGAUCAUCAUCGGGCCAACGGCCACUGAGUCUGAGUGUUACCUGAGUCUCGUCUCGAUCACCUUCGCCCCUUGCAGCCGGCAAUUAGCAACCCUCUUUCGAAUUCCCUCAUUCUCUGUAUUCCUGCGAUCGUGAGCAAAACAAACAGGAGGAGAAUAGGACAUCAUCAUGGCCAUGCAACGGGAAGCCGGAGUCCAGGACUUUGUCCUGCUGGACCAUGUUUCCAUGGAGAAAUUUAUGGAUAACCUGAGAAAAAGAUUCCAAGUUGGUUCCAUCUACACAUACAUCGGCGAGGUGUGCGUCUCGAUGAAUCCCUACAGACAGAUGAAUAUCUAUGGCCCGGAGACGAUCCGCAAGUACAAGGGCAGGGAGCUGUUCGAGAAUGCUCCGCAUGUGUUUGCUAUUGCCGAUGCCGCUUACAGGGUGCUCAAGCAGCGCCAGCAGGACACGUGUAUCCUGAUUUCGGGAGAAUCUGGAGCCGGCAAAACUGAGGCCUCGAAGAUCAUUAUGAAGUACAUAGCGGCAGUGACGAAUGCACAGGGACAGAAUGAGAUUGAAAGAGUCAAGAACGUACUCAUCCAGAGCAAUGCUAUCCUGGAGACCUUCGGCAAUGCCAAGACGAAUCGCAACGACAACUCCAGCCGCUUCGGCAAGUACAUGGACAUUGAGUUCGACUACAAGGCGGAUCCGGUGGGUGGCAUCAUCACAAACUACCUGCUGGAGAAGUCGCGAGUGGUGCAGCAGCAGCCUGGGGAGCGCAAUUUCCACAGUUUCUAUCAGCUACUCCGCGGUGCCAAUGACAACGAACUGCGGCAAUAUGAACUCCAGAAGGAGACGGGCAAGUACCAUUACUUGAACCAGGGUAGCAUGGACAUUCUGACAGAGAAGUCUGACUACAAGGGCACUUGCAAUGCCUUCAAAACGCUGGGUUUCUCGGCGGAUGAAGUGCAGACUAUUUGGCGAACUGUGGCGGCCAUUCUCCACCUGGGAAAUGUGGAAUUUCAGACCAUUGAGGACGAGCUGGUGAUCACCAACAAGCAGCAUUUGCAGUCCACCGCCAAGCUCCUUCAGGUCACUGAAUCCGAGCUCUCCACUGCGCUGACCAAGCGCGUCAUUGCCGCUGGUGGUAAUGUCAUGCAGAAGGAUCACAAUGCCACACAGGCGGAGUACGGCAAGGAUGCGUUGGCCAAGGCCAUCUAUGAUCGUCUGUUCACAUGGAUCAUCUCGCGCAUCAACCGGGCAAUCCUUUUCCGCGGCAGCAAGACCCAGGCUAGGUUCAACUCCGUCAUUGGAGUGCUGGACAUCUACGGCUUUGAGAUCUUUGACUCGAACAGCUUUGAACAGUUCUGCAUCAACUACUGCAAUGAGAAGCUGCAGCAGCUCUUUAUAGAACUGGUGCUUAAGCAGGAACAGGAGGAGUACCAACGCGAGGGCAUCGAGUGGACCAAUAUUGACUACUUCAACAACAAGAUCAUUUGCGAUCUCGUCGAGCAACCGCACAAGGGCAUCAUAGCCAUCAUGGACGAGGCCUGUCUCAGCGUGGGCAAGGUCACCGACGACACCCUGCUGGGUGCCAUGGACAAGAACCUGAGCAAGCAUCCUCAUUACACAAGCCGCCAGCUGAAACCCACCGACAAGGAGCUGAAGCAUCGUGAGGACUUCCGCAUUACCCACUAUGCCGGCGAUGUGAUUUACAAUAUCAAUGGCUUCAUCGAGAAGAACAAGGACACGCUGUAUCAGGACUUCAAGCGCCUCCUGCACAACUCUAAGGAUGCCAAUUUGAGCGAGAUGUGGCCUGAGGGGGCCCAGGACAUCAAGAAGACCACCAAGAGGCCGCUCACUGCUGGCACUCUGUUCCAGCGUUCCAUGGCCGACCUGGUAGUGACACUGUUGAAGAAGGAACCCUUCUAUGUGCGCUGCAUCAAGCCCAAUGACAUCAAGAGCUCGACGGUGUUCGACGAGGAGCGAGUGCAGCACCAGGUGCGCUACCUUGGUCUCCUGGAGAAUGUGCGGGUGCGUCGCGCUGGUUUCGUAAAUCGCCAGCGUUACGACAAGUUCCUGCUGCGCUACAAGAUGAUCUCGCACUACACCUGGCCCAACUUCCGGUCGGGCAGCGAACGCGACGGAGUCCGUGUGCUCAUCGAGGAGAAGGGCUUCGCCCAGGACGUCAAAUACGGUCACACGAAGAUCUUCAUCCGCUCGCCUCGCACCCUGUUCGCCUUGGAACAGCAGCGCAACGAGAUGAUCCCUCACAUUGUGAUCCUCCUCCAGAAACGGGUGCGUGGAUGGAUUGCCAGGAGGAACUACAAGAAGAUGAAGGCGGCCAUUGCCAUUAUGCGGGCAUACAAGACGUACAAGCUGCGCAGCUACGUCCAGGAACUGGCCAAUCGCUUCCGCAAUGCCAAGCAGAUGCGUGACUACGGCAAGAGCAUCCAGUGGCCACAGCCGCCGCUCGCCGGCCGCAAGGCAGAGGCCAAACUGCAUCGCAUGUUUGAUUUCUGGCGUGCUUACAUGAUCCUGCGCAAGUAUCCACGCAGCGAGUGGCCCCAGCUCAGGCUGCAGAUUAUUGCCGCCACUGCUCUGGCCGGCCGGAGACCCUACUGGGGUCAGCAGCGUCGCUGGCUGGGCGACUAUCUGGCCAACUCACAGGAUAACAGCGGCUACGAUGCCUACUCCACCAAUGUGCGGAAUAUGAAGAACCAAUUGGCCAGUGCAAAUGCCAAUGGGGCGGAAUCCUUCCGCCAGGUGCUGUUCUCCGGCUUUGUGAAGAAGUUCAACAGGCAUAACAAGCAGGCGGAUCGUGCCUUCAUCGUCACCGAUACGACUAUAUACAAGCUGGACGGUAUCAAGAAGAAGUUCCGCAACUUGCAGAGAUCUAUUGGGAUAAGAGAGUUGACUUCUAUUAGCAUAACGCCUGGUCGGGAUCAACUGGUGGUCUUCCACUCCCCCAAGAACAAUGACUUGGUGUUCUCCCUGCAGGGCGAACACACCACCCUGAAGGAAGAUCGCAUUGGUGAGCUGGUGGGCAUUGUUUGCAAAAAAUACCAUGACAUCACCGGCACCGAGCUAAGGGUGAACGUGAGCAACAACAUAGCCUGCAGACUGGGCGACAAGGCCCGCACCAUUGUAGUGGAGGCGGCGUCCAAUGUGGAGAUACCCAACUUCCGUCAUAAUGCUGGCAACAUUAUCUUCGAGGUGCCAGCGUCGUAUUGCGUUUAAGCAGGGAGUGGCGAUUGAUACCACCGCCUGUAUUGUAAAUUAUGGAAACCCCUUAGGCUUAAAAUGAUUUUUUACUUGGACAAAUCCACUCUGUGUAUACCCCGUCGUGCCUUCUGCCCACUCACCCGCUUUCUAUGUAGUUGUUAAACGUCCUCUUCUAGUUAGUCCCAUCUAUGUUCCGUGUCUUCGAUAGGAAAAAGUGAUUGAUUGAUUGAUUGAUAGUCUGUGUAAUUUUGUAAAUUUUGUCUUAUACUAUAAGUCGAUAUAUAUUUAUUUACCGCGUCCAUGCGAGAGAGUGGCCCUGGCUGGCAGACAACAAAAGCGAAAUCGAAAAGUAUUAAAUGUACUUUGUGCAUUUUUUGUUCACAGCACACACCAGAAAUAUUAUAUUUUCUAAAAUAAAUAAUCAACGAGAAACGUUUUGUACUUAAAGCGAAAAAUAUGAAAGUGUGCCAUUUGCAAAUAAUAAUAUUUAUAUAAUGUUUAUAAAAUAAAAUGUGUAAACUUUGUACUUGAAAAGUA